AUGACGUCGUCGGGCUUCUUGCCCGCGCCGCCGGGCGGGGCGCGGGGGUGGGGCGCCCCGCCCUCGGGAACCGGAGCGCCACCAGAGUUCGCGCAGGCCGCCUGGCCGAGCUCCGUCAGCUCGUCCUGCAGGUCCUUGGCCGCCAGGGCUUCCCAGACCCCCUCGCGCUGGAAGCGUUGCGAGCUCAAGCGGGGGCGGCGGCUUCCUGACUCACACCUCGCUCCGUUGGCUUGCAGCACGCCGAUCGCCUUCAUGCUACGGAUCUCGGGUUGGGCUGGCUCUCCGAUCUUCCCUUCCCUCACAGGCCUCGGCGCUCUGAUCCGAGGGGUCCUUGGCGGGCAGACGCUCGCUUGCGCGGUGCGCCGCGGAGCGCAUCGCGCCCGCAUCGGCACGCACGACCUGAAAAGCCGGAGCCAGUCAUAA
This is a messenger RNA of Prorocentrum cordatum, 423 nucleotides long. Lineage: Eukaryota; Dinophyceae; Prorocentrales; Prorocentraceae. The record is from the annotation of a GenBank genome assembly.